GGUGGCCGCUUCCCUCCGCGCGAGACAAAGGCGCGCACACCCGCCUGCUAGACGGGCCGUGGCGCUCCAGGCGGGACCCUUCCUGCUGGCGGGGGAGUCUCGGCUUUGGCGGGUGGGGCGACGAAGGGGUCGCGCCCGGGACCCCGAAGCUCGGAUCGCGUUAGCUGCUACUCUUUCUUUGUUCUCCCUAGCCAAGUUUCUUUGACAGAAACCAGGGAGUUACAUCUAGCUCUCCCUUGCCGUUAGUGCUGCCUUUAAAGAAAUGAAAAACAUUAAACUUUCCAAGUGGAACUGUUUUUUCUUGGAAUGUGACAUUUGUGGCAGGAAGGAGAUUGGCACGUCGGCCGAUGACAGCCGAGCGGAGCCGGGGCCCUGCACUUGGGUAGGGGCCGGCCAUAGUCAGCCCCGCUGGAGGACAAGGCGUUGGAACAGACGAACCCCGGCGCGCACCCGCCUCGAGGGCCUCUGCCGCCUGGACUGAGCUCGCGGCGAUGAGGCCAAGUUUACCCCCUUGGAACCCCAGCCUGAGAAUCCCCACUCCCCGCCCGCAGCUCCUGCGCCUUGCCACGCCCUACUCUCUGGUAUCUUGAUUGGUGGCUGGGAAGACUUUCCCUUUCCAUUUUCGUUUGAAGGUUUUUGCCUUUUGGGCUUUGGUGUUGGUUUACUGUCUCCAAGUGGCAAAUGCUUUGGAAAAUGCCUGGCUUACGUGUGGAUCACCUGGACUGGGGCUUCAGUAGACAGAGGCCCAGAUUGUGUGGGCCUCCAGAGGCUUUGCGGUUUGGACCAACAUUUUGCUCCCUUGCCAUCCUGAUACACGAUCCCCCUCCUGCCUGCUACAGUCCCAGUAGUCCAGUCCAGAUUCUAGAAGACCCCAAUUACUUUUUCCCAGACUUUCCGCUCUAUUCUGGGAGGCAUGAAGCGUCUGUUUUGACGGUGGAGGCAAACAGUACCAUCAGGGAAAAAGUUGUUGAGGAUCCUCUUCGUAACUUCCACUCCCAAAACUUCCUGAGGAUCUCAGAGGUGGAAAUGAGAGGUUCCGAGGAUGCGGCAGCUGGAACAGUAUUACAGCGGCUGAUCCAGGAACAACUGCGCUAUGGCACCCCGACUGAGAACAUGAACUUGCUGGCCAUUCAGCACCAGGCCACAGGGAGUGCAGGUCCAGCCCACCCUACAAACAGCUUUUCUUCCACGGAAAACCUCACUCAAGAAGACCCACAAAUGGUCUACCAGUCGGCACGCCAGGAACCGCAGGGUCAAGAACACCAGGUGGACAAUACGGUGAUGGAGAAACAGGUCCGGUCCACGCAGCCUCAGCAAAACAACGAGGAACUACCCACUUAUGAGGAGGCCAAAGCGCAGUCCCAGUUCUUUAGGGGGCAGCAGCAGCAGCAACAGCCGCCGCCACAGGGGGGCGUAGGUCAUGGCUACUACAUGGCUGGGGGCACCAGUCAGAAGUCCCGGACUGAGGGGAGACCCACGGUGAACCGUGCCAAUAGUGGACAAGCGCAUAAGGACGAGGCCCUGAAAGAACUCAAGCAGGGCCACGUCCGCUCUCUCAGUGAGAGAAUCAUGCAGCUGUCACUGGAGCGGAAUGGUGCUAAGCAACACCUCCCUGGCUCAGGGAAUGGAAAGGGGUUCAAGACAGGAGGGGGGCCUUCCUCAGCCCAGCCUACAGGUAAAGUGCUGGACCCCCGCGGUCCUCCACCCGAGUAUCCCUUCAAGACCAAGCAAAUGAUGUCCCCGGUCAGCAAGACCCAGGAGCAUGGACUUUUCUACAGCGACCAGCACCCUGGGAUGCUCCACGAGAUGGUCAAGCCUUACCCCGCUCCUCAGCCUGCGAGGACAGAAGUGGCUGUCCUGAGGUACCAGCCACCCCCAGAGUAUGGGGUAACGAGCCGUCCAUGCCAACUGCCUUUCCCAUCGACAGUGCAGCAGCACAGCCCGAUGUCCUCCCAGAACUCCUCCGUCAGCGGGCCUCUGCACUCCACCUCCUUGCCGCUUCCACUUCCGGUGACCCUGGCAGCUCCGCAGCCCCCGCCUGCCGCCUCCCCCAGCCAGCAGCUUGGUCCAGAUGCAUUUGCAAUUGUGGAGCGAGCCCAGCAGAUGGUGGAGAUCCUAACAGAGGAGAACCGGGUGCUUCACCAGGAGCUUCAGGGUUACUAUGACAAUGCUGACAAGCUCCACAAGUUUGAAAAAGAACUUCAGAGAAUUUCGGAAGCCUAUGAGAGUCUGGUCAAGUCUACCACCAAGCGAGAGUCACUGGACAAGGCUAUGAGAAACAAGCUAGAAGGCGAGAUUCGAAGACUUCAUGAUUUCAACAGAGACCUCCGAGAUCGACUGGAGACUGCCAACAGACAGCUGUCCAGCAGGGAGUACGAUGGGCACGACGACAGAGCUGCAGAGAGCCUUUAUGCUUCUCAGAACAAAGAAUUCUUGAAGGAAAAGGAGAAAUUAGAAAUGGAGUUAGCAGCAGUGAGGACGGCGAGCGAGGACCACAGGAGGCACAUUGAGAUCCUGGACCAGGCUUUGAGCAACGCCCAGGCCAGGGUCAUCAAGCUGGAAGAGGAGUUACGAGAGAAGCAAGCCUAUGUUGAGAAAGUUGAGAAGCUGCAGCAGGCCCUGACCCAGCUGCAGUCUGCGUGUGAAAAGCGAGAGCAGAUGGAGCGGAGACUGCGGACCUGGCUGGAGAGAGAGCUGGAUGCACUGAGAACCCAGCAGAAACAUGGAAACGGCUCACCAGCCAGCCUGCCUGAAUACAAUGCCCCGGCCCUCAUGGAACUUGUGAGGGAGAAGGAGGAGCGGAUCCUGGCCCUGGAGGCCGACAUGACCAAGUGGGAGCAGAAGUACCUGGAGGAGAGCACCAUCCGACACUUUGCCAUGAAUGCCGCAGCCACGGCCGCAGCAGAGAGGGACACCACGAUCAUCAACCACUCGAGGAACGGCAGCUACGGCGAGAGCUCGCUGGAGGCCCACAUCUGGCAGGAGGAGGAGGAGGUGGUGCAGGCCACGAAGAGGUGUCAGGACAUGGAGUACACCAUUAAAAAUCUCCAUGCCAAAAUCAUAGAGAAGGACGCCAUGAUUAAGGUCCUGCAGCAACGAUCCCGUAAAGAUGCCGGGAAGACGGACUCCUUGAGCCUGCGACCAGCCCGCUCCGUCCCGUCCAUUGCCGCGGCCACCGGGACACACUCUCGCCAGACCUCUCUCACCAGCAGCCAGUUAGCUGAGGAGAAGAAGGAAGAGAGGACCUGGAAGGGGAGCAUAGGGUUGCUGCUGGGGAAGGAGCACCUUGAACACGCGUCCACCCCCGUGCUCCCCACCCCGUCUGCGGCAGCACUGUCCCCCACAUCGGCCAGCAGCGCUCACGCCAAGACAAGCAGCAGGGACAGCAGCACCCAGACGGACAAGGGCGCUGAACUCUUCUGGCCCAGCAUGGCCUCCCUGCCCAGCCGCGGCAGGCUGAGCGGGACCCCGUCCAACAGCCCAGUCCUGAAACACCCAGCGGCCAAAGGGACUGCAGAGAAACUGGAGAGCUCUCCUGGCCACGGGAAGACACCUGACCACAAAGGCCGAGUUAGCUGCUUGCUCCACAAGCCCGAGUUCCCUGAUGGAGAGAUGAUGGAAGUUCUCAUCUAACGCUGGCAUCCCUGCUGAAUCUUGUAACGGGACAUUGACAAGCAAACAAGGAACGUGGCAAAGAGGGAGAAGAAAGAUCAAGAAGGUUGUGGAUGGAAAAUCAAGAAUGACUUGAACUGAUAAAGAUUUCACAUUAGUAAGAACACGUUUUAUAAAUGUUUUUUUUUAAAAAAAAAAAUCAGGAGACCUACAUUAGUGAAGAUGAAGAGAAGGUUUUGGAUUUUUAUUGCAUACGGUGUCAGAGAGAUGAUGCAUGUAGGUUCGGAAACAAACAAGAAAUAGGAAAUGGAAUUUUUCAUUGUACAGAAAAUGUAUCUCGUGGGGAGGGUCUGUGUAUACCCGUUCUCUGGUUAUAAACAGAUAAAUCCGAACAUGGAUC
Rhinolophus ferrumequinum (greater horseshoe bat) is the source of this 4012-nucleotide messenger RNA. RefSeq names its product angiomotin like 1 (gene AMOTL1). NCBI's taxonomy places the organism in Eukaryota, Metazoa, Chordata, Mammalia, Chiroptera, Rhinolophidae. The record is from RefSeq and is a predicted model, not a curated record. Gene Ontology annotation, cellular component: cytoplasmic vesicle; bicellular tight junction; plasma membrane. Gene Ontology annotation, biological process: regulation of cell migration; establishment of cell polarity involved in ameboidal cell migration; angiogenesis. The transcript is spliced from 13 exons. Bases 682 to 3633 code for a protein of 983 amino acids.